UUGUGAUUAACUCUUUAAAAUUACUAUCUCUAUAUAGAAUAAUACUUUUAUAACUCAUUUAAAGUUAAAGGAUCCACCAUUCCCUUAUGGAUAUCUGGGAUAACGGAUUUGCAGCAGAGGCAGCCGACUAAGUUAUGCAGUGAGUAAACGACGUCGUAUCCACUCCCGAGGUUCUGCAAUGCCAUUCCGAGUUCGCACUGCAACUGCAAGUCGCUGGUGGUCUCUGCACACCGUUUUCAACACUCAUUGUCUUUGCCGCAACUUGUAUUAUUCGGCUUUGUCUAAACCUCAGUUUUCUGGCAAUUGCGACGAUUUUUUGCAGUGGUUGGAGCGGAAAGCUGCCUGUAGUAUUUCCUCCUCACUUUUUAUUGGCAAUUCUUCGUAUGGAAGGUCUCUGUUUGCCUCUAAGAUAAUACAAACUGGAGAUUGCAUUUUAAAGGUUCCUUACAGAGUGCAAAUAACUGCAGAUAAUCUCCUUCCUGAAAUCAGAUCUUUGAUUGGUGAGGAAGUUGGAAAUAUUGCAAAACUUGCUACUGUUAUUCUGAUCGAGAAGAAACUGGGUCAGGGCUCUGAGUGGUAUCCUUAUAUCAGCUGUCUUCCACAACAAGGAGAGCUGCAUAAUACGGUAUUUUGGACUGAAAGUGAGUUGGAGAUGAUUCGUCCAAGUUCAGUUUAUCAGGAAACUAUUGACCAAAAAUCUCAAAUUGAAAAGGACUUUUUGGCAAUCAAGCAUAUUUUUGAAUGUUCCCAUCAAAGUUUUGGAGAUUCUACCUACAAGGACUUCAUGCAUGCAUGCACACUAGUUGGUUCUCGAGCAUGGGGAAGCACAAAUGGUUUAGCUCUGAUUCCAUUUGCAGAUUUCUUAAACCACGAUGGAGUUUCAGAAGCAAUUGUAAUGAGUGAUGAUGACAAACAAUGCUCAGAAAUUAUUGCUGAUCGUGACUAUGCCCCUGGUGAACAGGUACUAAUAAGAUAUGGAAAGUUUUCAAAUGCUACAUUAAUGCUGGACUUUGGUUUUACAAUUCCAUACAACAUUUACGAUCAGGUUCAGAUCCAGUUUGAUAUUCCUAAGCAUGAUCCUCUGCGGGACAUGAAGUUGGAACUCUUGCAUCAGUACUUUAUACCUCCACCUGAAGAUAUGAAGGGCUUGUCACAUCCUGUGAAUUCCUUCAGCAUCAAGGAGGUGAAGUCUGAUAGUGGAAAAGGGAAGGGUCUUCCACAAUCACUUCGUGCGCUUGCUCGUGUUCUUUCUUGUACAACAUCUCAGGAAAUUGACAAUUUGAUUGCGGAAGCUGCUCAAACUGAUGGUAGGCUGGCUAGGCGCCCUUUACAGGAUAUCAGCAAAGAGAUACAAGCACACAUGAUGUUGUUGUCAUUAUUCAUCCAAUUAAUUGAGGAGCGCAGUGUGGCUAUUAUGUCACUGGAUUCUCCCUCCUUGUGUGGAAGAUUUUCUGUUAGAAAACUAAUGGCUCAAGAUCUCCUACAAGGUGAGCUUCGCAUUCUCAAAUCUGCUUCUGCCUGGCUAGAGAACUACUGUCUUUCCAUGACUUGAUGGUCAGUAACUGGCUGCAGCCACAGGAUUAUCAAAGAGGUUAAGCUUCCAACAGAUGUAGGUUGGGAUUAACAUGAACUAUCAAAAUAUUGACAAUAAUGCAUGCAAAAUUUUAGAUAAAUCAAACAUUUGUAACUAUGUUAUCUUAUAGUUGACAUUUACUAAAUAGCAUAGUUUCUGUCAACGUCUCCUUAGGCCUUGACCAAUGACUCUGCUGGCUAUCGCUGGUGCGAUUUUCAGCCGCUGCGCACUGUCUUUCCAAGAACAAGUUUCUGGUCUUUGCCUAUCCUAUCUGAUUUAAUUACGUGGACAAUGUUGGAAACAUUGAUGUGAGUGAAUAUGAAAAUGGAAAAUGGAAGAAGUUUUUAAUUUCCUAAGAA
Glycine soja is the source of this 1932-nucleotide messenger RNA. RefSeq names its product fructose-bisphosphate aldolase-lysine N-methyltransferase, chloroplastic. The coding region runs from base 179 to 1552 and encodes 457 amino acids. The transcript is spliced from 15 exons. The record is from RefSeq and is a predicted model, not a curated record. Lineage: Eukaryota; Viridiplantae; Streptophyta; Magnoliopsida; Fabales; Fabaceae. Gene Ontology annotation, molecular function: protein-lysine N-methyltransferase activity; protein binding. Gene Ontology annotation, biological process: peptidyl-lysine monomethylation.